AUGCUCAGGAUCAGAUUGAGACGGGUCGGCGCAAAGAACCAGCCGAGUUAUCGUAUAGUUGUGGCGGAUUCUAGGGCUGCGCGCGAUGGCGCGUUCGUGGACUAUCUCGGACACUACAAUCCGCGCACCGAUCCGCCCACCGUUGUGAUGGACGAAGAGAAGGCGCGCAAGUGGCUUAGUGUGGGCGCACAGCCUUCGGAUGCUGUGCAGCGCUUUAUCGACAAGAUGGGAGAUCCGGAAGAAGCGCCGACGGCUGAAGUUUCCGCCGAAGCCGAGCCGUCCGCAGAUGAAGAUGCGGAUGCUGCCGAGGUUACCGAGACAACUCCCGAGACCGAGACGGCUAGUGCCGAAUGA
Molecule: messenger RNA, 354 nt
Organism: Geodia barretti
Lineage: Eukaryota; Metazoa; Porifera; Demospongiae; Tetractinellida; Geodiidae
Source: the annotation of a GenBank genome assembly